This is a messenger RNA of Ficedula albicollis (Collared flycatcher), 5858 nucleotides long. RefSeq names its product family with sequence similarity 13 member A (gene FAM13A). Gene Ontology annotation, biological process: signal transduction. The coding region runs from base 34 to 2904 and encodes 956 amino acids. NCBI's taxonomy places the organism in Eukaryota, Metazoa, Chordata, Aves, Passeriformes, Muscicapidae. The transcript is spliced from 21 exons. The record is from RefSeq and is a predicted model, not a curated record.
CAAAGCAAAUCGGCCGUGAGAUUGAAGGAGGAUAUGAAAAAGGUGGCUGUGCUUCCACUGAACAAGCAGAGGGACACCACCUGUCCAAAGGUGUUUGGUGUGAGUCUUGUGGAGCUCCAGCAGCAGGGACUGAGCAAAAAUGGAAUCCCGAUAGUUGUGUGGAAUAUUGUGGAGUACCUCACCCAGCAUGGUAUGACACAGGAAGGUCUCUUCAGGGUGAAUGGCAGCAUGAAAAUGGUGGAGCAUCUGCGUCUGCAGUACGAGCGUGGGGAAGAGGUGGAACUCGUUAAAGAUGCUGAUGUGUACUCAGCAGCCAGUCUACUGAAACUGUUUUUGAGAGAGUUGCCAGAUGGCAUUAUCACAUCUGCCUUAUAUCCAAGGUUCAUUCAGCUUUACCAGGAUGUUUCUAGAAAUGACACGCAGAAGGAAAGUUACUUGAAAGAGCUCCUCAAAGAACUGCCUGAUGCUCAUUACUGCCUGCUGAAGUACCUGUGCCAGUUCCUGAUAAAGGUUGCUGAACAUCACGUAGAGAACAGGAUGAACCUUUGCAGUCUUGCCACUGUAUUUGGACCAAACUGUUUUCAUGUGCCCUCUGGAUUUGAAGGGAUGAAGGAACAGGAGAUCUGCAACAAGAUAAUGAUAAAAAUGCUGGAAAAUUACAAUACCUUGUUUGAAUUAGACGGCUUGAAGAAAGAUGAAGAAAAGCCUGUAUGUGAGGAGCUAGCAAGAAUAAUUUUGGUAAAAAUGACCAAACCCCCAACGGAACAACCCAGCCAAACGUGCCUAUUGCCACAGCCAGGCCAGUCAGAUGGAAUACCUCAAGUCAGCCUCCGAUUAACAGACAGUGGUUCAUGUGGGAAGGAGAUGGAUUUAGCAGAUGAAAUCUCCUUUGUUAACAAUGAUGUGUUUUUCUCCAGCUCCCAAGAAGAUGAGCGGCCUAUGUCACCCUUCUAUGUGAGUGCCCACGUAUCCCAAGUCAGUAGCAACGUUCCUGCUACAGGAGAGUAUUUAGAGAAGACAAUCCGCUCAGCCGUGGAGCAGCAUCUCUUUGAUGUUCAUGGCUCAGGUGGCCAGAGUUCAGAGGACUCUGAAUCCGGGACAUCUUCAGCCUCUUCUAAUGUGUCUGCCAGGCAGAGGAGGCGACACCACAAAGAGCAGGAGGAAGCCCGGAGAAACAGAGACAUGGAAGUUGUCAACAAGGAAAACAUUCCUUCUGGAUUCAGCAGUCUUGAAGAUUGUAUUCUAUCUGCUCAAGAUGUAGAAAAACUACAAGACGCCAGCUCCUCAUACCUUAGUGAAAGGAAUAAAUCCAAACGGCAGAAAUCCAGCACCAAGCUCUCAGAGCUUAAUGACAACCAGGACAGUCCUGUGAGUAUGGAAAACUUUAGCUCAUCCAAGCCUAUAGACAGAACAGGACCUGAUGACAUGGAAAUUUUAUCUGAAGAAAGCAAAGAAAAUGAAAACGAUGAGGUAUUUCUCAGGCAUUCUCAGCUGACUUCAAGUAUGAAGAUUCAAGAACAUCCAAGCAUGCCUGAAAACAAGUUGCAAAGAAAUCAAGAUGCUGAUGAUCAGGAAAACAGCUUUGUAUCUGAAGUGCCUCGGCUGGAUAUAACAUCACUGUGUGAUGACAGCAACUGGGAAGAGCCCAUCCCUGCUCUCUCCUCAUGGCAGCGAGACGGCUUAGACUCAGAUGAGGCUCGCCUUUCCCCGCAGGCUGGGCGCUUGAUUCGCCAGCUUCUGGAUGAGGACAGCGAUCCCAUGCUGUCCCCUCGCUUCUACGCCUAUGGGCAGAGCCAGCAGUACCUGGAUGAUACAGAAGUGCCUCCUUCUCCUCCCAAUUCUCAUUCCUUCAUGAGGAGACGGAGCUCAUCCUUAGGAUCUUAUGAAGACGACAGAGAAGACCUUACCCCUGCACAACUCACCCGGAGGAUUCAGGGACUGAAGAAAAAGAUCAGGAGAUUUGAGGACAAAUUCGAAGAGGAGAGGAAAUACAGACCUUCCCACAGUGACAAAGCAGCCAACCCUGAAGUGCUCAAAUGGACAAAUGAUUUGGCCAAAUUCCGAAAGCAACUGAAAGAGACAAAACUGAAGAUAUCAGAGGAAGACCUUGGCCCUGUUGUGCGCCAGCGCAGCAACACACUCCCCAAGAGCUUCGGCUCUCAGCUGGAGAAGGAGGAGGACAAGAAGCAAGAGCUGACAGAUAAAUCUGCCAAGCCUGCCGUGGAAGUGACCCUUGACUCCAUCCAGAAGAAGCUUCAAGAGAAACGAGCAGAGACAAAUCGACCUGAGGAUAUUAAGGACAUGACACGAGAUCAGAUAGCAGCUGAAAAAGUGGCUCUUCAAAAAGCUUUGUUGUAUUAUGAAGGCAUUCAUGGCAGACCGGUUACCAAAAAUGAACGGCAGGUGAUGAAGCCGUUGUAUGACAGGUAUCGCUUGGUCAAACAGAUCCUCUCCAGAGCCAACACCAUCCCUAUUAUUGAAGAAGAGGAGGGCUCUGAGGAGGACAGCAACGUGAAGCCGGAUCUCACAAUUACCAUAAAACCAGAUUUCAGUGUGCGCAGCUUCUUGGAUCAACUAGAAGAUGAUGCUGACGGCUUUGUUUCCCCAGUGGAUGAUAAGAUGCCACCUAGGAGCAGUCAGGAUAUGGGGCUUUCAAAUCUCCAUGAAGCAUCUAUCCCUGAACUGUUAGAGCAGCUCCAAGAAGUCAGGGAAGAGAAAAAGAGAAUCAGAAAAAAAUUGAGAGACUUUGAAGAUAACUUUUUCCGACAAAAUGGAAGGAAUGUGCAGAAAGAAGACCGCACUCCCAUGGCUGAAGAGUACAAUGAAUACAAGCAGGUUAAGGCCAAGCUGAGGCUGCUGGAAGUCCUGAUCAGUAAGAGAGAUAUUAGCUCCAAGAUCAUGUAAAGGAGGAGAUUGUUUUUGCCAAUAAACAAAGAGGAGAGAGCACCAAAUGGACAAAUGCAUGAAGUGGAUGCAGCGGGGGCCUGACUGGGAGAGCUGAGGAGCUCCCUGGGAACUGAAGGGUCAUUCCCAGAGGUGGGAGAGGGAGGAAAGGUGGAUUUCUGUCACGCUCUACAUUUGCUGUUGCCCACUGUUUCUCCAUGCCCGAUGUCCAAAAUGGAGUUUGCCAGUGUAGGAGAUACAGCUCUGCGCUCAGUGACUGCACUGAAGGGAUCCUUCUAUACUGAUUUGCUUACAGAUCCUGUAAUAUUUAGAAUAUCUAAGCCAGCCAUGCUCUUCUUUUUUUUUUUUUCUUUUCCCCACAGGAUAUUAUAGCAAGAGGCAAAAUAGGAUUAAUAGUAAUGAAAUCAUCAAAUAGCUUCUACUUGAGUUGAGCAGACAAGUGCCCUGACCAAUCUCAAAUUAAGGCACAGAUCAGGCAGCACCAAGACUGUUCUCCUGUAGCUACAGAAAAAUUUGUUCAGACUUUUGACCUGUUUGGAGUCUAGCAUCUUCUGUUGCUCUAGAGAAAUGCUGUAAUAAUCUCCUGGUCAUCAGCCAGAGCUGGUGUGAGUUGCAAUUUUGCCCAGGCUUGAGUUGGGUUUUCUUCCCACAUUUUUGAUGGCCAAUUCAACCUAGGUAGAAGGAAGUACCUGUAUGUUUGGGAUAGCAAAGAAAAUGAGCCAUGCAGCCAGGUUCUUAGCAGCUUGUUCUGCUUGGAGGGUGAUACUGAGACCUUCUGACCAUGUUUGGGCAACAGGGAAGAGAAGAGGUUUUGAAAGCUUUAAGUCAGAAUCCCUUGGCAUUUUGGUGAUUGGUUAAAUAUCUGGUGUCAAAUAUCUGGAAGACCCACCCCAUUAGUACGUGUGCUUCAUCAUGAUACAGACACUUGAGGCCAAGCUGAGCAGUCCACAUGGGUGUCCCACAAACCCCCUCACCUGAAUUUUGUUCUUUUGGGCACAUCACCACUUUGUAGGCUGCAGCAGCAACACUGAUGGUGACAGCAGAGGAUGGGCUUUUCUUCCCAGUGUAGGAGGGGUGUGGGAGUACAGAGGAUACCACAGGGAACUGAGAGCGUGGAGCUGUGCUCUGCCUAUGGAAAGGCACCUGUCUAGAUUGAAAGCUUUGACAAUUUUCUGUUUCCAAAUUAGUUUAUGACUUUCAAAAAAGAAAGUCCUGGGACACCUGAUUCAGGUGCUCAUGUUGAACAGGUGCUGCCUGAAGGGGAGAGGAAGGCCCCGAGUUCAGGGACACCAAGUCACUGAGGGCUCACAGUUCACGUGCUGGGACACCUGGGCUUGCUCUCCCACUCCAGAGGCUUAUGUGCACCCCUUGGUCUGCCCUGAGCCAGGCUCCACCCUGGUACCCAAGGGUGGGCACUUCUGUAAUGCUUUCUUCAGCUCCCCAGGGGAUCGUUGCCAAUGUACAGAAGCCAAAUAGCCAAGAUGAAAUCUGGUGUUGGUUAUAGCCAGGCCUCAUGCAUGUCAUACCAGAGGAGCCAAGAGGACUCCCAGAACAACUUCUCCCCUUCCUUCUUUAUUAAGGGCAAGUGGGCUCACAAAUAGUUGUAUUUGGGUUGUGGUACUUAGGUUUAUUCCUUUUCACUUGCCAUGUGUGCUGUGUGUGUUCUUGCCAAAAUUGCUGCUGUUUUGGUCUCUUUGGAAUCCCUUGAACUCUUCCAAAGGCAGCCAUGGGCUGCACAUGCCCUUUGCUAGUCAGGGUGGGCGUCCUGUUUUAGGGCAAAUUCCCCCACCUGGUUCGGGAAAAGAUUUUCUUGGAGAAAAGUGGAAAAAAUACUGUUUAUUUAACAAGCAAAGCACCCACAAACAAAAAAUGACCAAUACCAAACAAUAAAAUCUAUCAUUGUUCUGAAGAAAUGGCAGAUUCAGGAAGUUCUUUUCUUGGGGUGUAGCUCAGCUUGCUGUGUGUCUCUCAUUCCCUCCAGUGUUGGAAAAUGCCAUGUCCCAGCCCUGGUGGGCCACAGGUGUGAGCUCCUGGUGUUCUCAGAUUUUGGUCCAAAGCAGUUUUGAACAGUUCCAAGGAAAGGAGAAGCCACAGUCCAGGAAACUUCUCUGCCUCAGCUAGCUAAAAGCUAACUAAAAAGCAGAAGACAGCUCUGUCCCACUGUCUUGUCUUUCAGAUGGCACUGUCCAGGAGCAGGAAUGCAUGGGACCAAGUGCAGUUGCUGAAAACAAACUGAGCCCUUCUUUUUCUCCCCUUCACUCUUGGAACCAACCUUAAAGGUGUAGAAGUCAAUAUCCAGCAUAAACAGAACAGACAGUUGGGGAUGCAAGCAUCACAUAGUCAGCCCAGGACAUGGGCUAAGGCAGAGAUGUGUGUUAGUGAAAGCACUUGGGAUGGACACUCACGGCCUGGUUUGUUUUUUUAAUUGAUUGCAGAAAUGCCUGUUCUGUAUCAAACCAGCAAAGAUUGAAUUUUAUAUUUCCAAACAGUCCAGAGGUCUUGUGUACUGGCCUAGGGCUUGGCUUUUCAGAGGUGCUGAGUUCCCAUCUCCUGAGAUGGGAUUUCCUCUGAUCCUUGGGGUGUGUUAACUGAAUUGACAGUCUGGCUCAAAAAAGUGUUUUGAAGAGAAGCCUGAGCUGGGUAAACCCCUGUCCCAGCACAGGGCAGCACAGGAAGCCUUUGCCUGCUCCUGUGGGCUCUUCCUCAUUGUCAGCUCUCCCUAGUUAUUUUAGGGAAAGAGCUGAGCCAAGCUGGCUGCAGUGUCAGUCUGCUGGUGGAGGUGUGGGGUGAGAAAGAAUGCUGGGUUACAAAAAGGUCCUUAGCACUGGCUCAUUUUUAUAUUGUUCCCGCCCAGUUCAAGAAAGCAAAAGCCUGGAUGGUGAGCAUGUGCCUCAAGCUGGGCUGUCUUUGGGAUGUUCCUGAAUUAAAAUGGAGUAAAGCACAGUUUCCCAACA